Molecule: messenger RNA, 2831 nt
Organism: Helianthus annuus (common sunflower)
Lineage: Eukaryota; Viridiplantae; Streptophyta; Magnoliopsida; Asterales; Asteraceae
Exons: 3
Coding region: 1398-2477 (359 amino acids)
Molecular function (GO): protein binding
Source: RefSeq, a predicted model, not a curated record
GGUUAUGAUUGACAGGAAGUCGUCGGUCAGAAGGUGGUUCAGCUUGGGCAGCAGCAGCAAUGGGAUUACCUGUGUCGCGUGUUUCUCUUGCAGUUUGGCGUUGUUGUUCCAAUUGCACCAUGGAACAUGCUUCUCCGACGAAGGUACUAUUUGAUUAACACAGGAGGCAAUGGCAUCCUAUUCAGCCGCUAACCCACGCACCAACUGCUGUUCACUCACCGGACUAUCAACAUCAAACAAUUGAUCGACUAUUUCUUUGGGUCAUUGAGAGUAAGCAUCAAAAGAUGGCAUGGAUCUGAGGGACAGAUUUGUGAAUUCAUGUUCAAGGGCUGCAGCUCAUGCUCCCUUAUUGUUGUGAAAGAUAUUUUUGAUGCGAACCCACGCAUCAUGAGCAGUGGUGGAUUCUGAACGCAGAACCCGAACCUGGACUUCGUCUGACAGGGAUCCGUACUGUAAGACACCACAACAUUAAUCUUGGUCCAUGCUUCAUCGGUCAGAUCGUCUUUGGCAGGGGGUCUUGUACCAUCUAUGUGUAGCAAGACCUUGUAUCCACGAGCAUGAAGGAGAAAGAGCCUAACCCAUGACAAAUAAGAUACCUUAGUGCCAUCCAACACACGGAUUUUGUGUUGGAUUUUCGUCACAGUAUAAAUAGGGUGAAGUGCUGGUUGCGGCUUGGGGGCAGAAGUAUCUUCUUUGGAACCCAUCUUCAGUGUCGAAACACAGGGAAGGGUGGCAAAAGGCAAGCCGGAGAACAAGAUCGACCAAGGAAAUAUAUAGGAAAGCUAGUACAAUAAUCACUCCUAUAAACUAGCAUCUAUCUAUAGAAAUAAUAUCACUAAAUAAUAACAAUAAAAACAAUAUUAUACAAAUAAUAUUCUAAGCUAAUACAUAAACAUGCUAUUCUAGUCUGAUAGUUCUUAAUUAUAUCCACAUUAGAUUCAAUAUUCAAUGCUUUAUUUUCUGUAGGCAUAUCCUCUGUUCAAUUUCAAAGUUCUUUAUCAAGAGGAAAUCCUAGAUAUAAUGACUGCUUUGCACUUUUUAAUCUUUGGUUGAAAUACAAUCUGUUGAGAAGUAUAUAAGUUUGACUACAUGUAGAAUGCGUAUUAGAAUACCAUAUGGAUUGUGUGGCGCAGGUGCAAUGAACACAAGUAAAGUUACGCGCAUUCGCUGUAUAUUUUGGUUAAGGGGUACUAUUGUAAUUUCUUCUUCAAAUCUAACCCUUACUUUAUCACUCAUUUCCCAUCUCACACUUUUAUAUAUCUGUUGUGCUGCCUCGGUGAUAUCGAUAUCGAUUGUGUCGGCUAACUCCCUCACCCAACUCCACUCUCAACGUCUUGCCAUUGUGAUUUCAGAUUUGCAGGAGCUCGAGUUAUAAUUGUUAUUUUACAAGUGUAGGAAUGGUGACUACAAGAAGUAUGUCGAGAAAACAAAAGAAGUCGAGCACUUCUGACGAUGAUACUUCAGGAUCAUGGAUAAGCUUUAACGAUGAUCUGGUGUUUUUAAUCUUGAUGCAUCUUGGAGUGUUUGAUUAUGUUGCUUUAAGUGGUGUGUGCAAGGCAUGGAGAUCGUUUGCGAUCUCUAACUGGAAUAAGUUUAUGAUGUCAAAACAACCCAUGUAUUUAUCUAUCAGAUCUGAUUGUAUAUUCCAUAAAGACUGCUAUAUACAGGACCACACAAGAAGAAAGUUGAAGGCCAUAAUUCCCCAUUCUAGUGCCAGGAAGUGUAUUGGAGUAACUUGUGGUUACUUGAUAUUUUUUGAGAGGAAAACCCAUGGCUUCUGGCUUGUGAAUCCCUUCACAAGGAAGGAACUUCACUUCCCUGAUUUCUCUGAUGCUAUGUCACCAAGCAAAAAGGGUAUUCUUGUCUAUUCACAUGCAAUGUCUGGGUGGGUGUUUGUGAUAAUCACCUAUCAACGUAAUUCCACUGGCUUAGCUUUCUCUUUAGCCGGUAAACAAUCCGAAUGGAGAUAUAUCUCUUGCAAUCCCCCUAUCCUUGAUCUACACUUUUUCAAGGGAAAAAUAUAUACGCUACACACCAUGAGUCAGUUAUAUGAAUUCAGGCUUAAUCCAGCUCCUACCUUUAUCCCACAAAAAAUGAAGAAUUUCUCGGUGUUUCACGUCAGAUGUAGGAACUUUAUAAGUUCAGGUGAAAAACUUUAUGUGACGACUAAAUUAAAUAAUGAUUUUGAUACUCUUGAAGUCGAUUUUGAUGAAAUGAGAUGGGCGAAUUCGGAAAAGACAAUAGCAGAAUAUAAACUUUUUGUAAGUGACUUGAAGUGUGAUGCUGCUAUUAGGCCCGAUCCAUGGGCCCACCCUUGGACACAGUACGGGAGGAUUAAUCACGCUGAUUAUGGCAAUCAAAGUAAGGAGAAGGGCAAAUGUUUGACUACAUACAUGUGGUACUUCCCCCAUGAUUGCUUGAUUGAUAACAACGCUGAUACGGUGAAUGGUGCUUUGCUGAAUAUUCUUGACGAGUAGAGCAAGAAAGUGGGUAAUUCUUCAUCUGGUAGUUCAAGUAAAUGCAUGCGAAGAUGAAAAGAACAGUAAACAUAUUAGUUGUAAUGUGGGAAACUAGUUGAACUUGAAAGUUGUAAUUGCUUGAUUGUGAGUUUAAGAUGGUGACAAGUUUGCACUUUUCUUGUCUUUGGUUCUUCGCUCUCAAGCAAAGGGUCUUGUUGUCUUUGGAUUCUUAGUUCUCAAGCGAAGGGUGUUUAGGAAUGUGUUUUAUUUUGCCUUUGUGGUUUCGUUUGGCAUUGAUUAUAUAUUAAAAAUAAUUAUACAAGUGCGUAACAUGUUAUAGUGUUGUUUGUAAUGAAUAACUUGUUUCAUUUU